Messenger RNA from Notolabrus celidotus (New Zealand spotty), 2801 nucleotides. It is a transcript of the gene cnga2a, whose product is annotated as cyclic nucleotide gated channel subunit alpha 2a. The coding region runs from base 97 to 2124 and encodes 675 amino acids. The record is from RefSeq and is a predicted model, not a curated record. Lineage: Eukaryota; Metazoa; Chordata; Actinopteri; Labriformes; Labridae. The transcript has 11 exons. Gene Ontology annotation, cellular component: plasma membrane; intracellular cyclic nucleotide activated cation channel complex. Gene Ontology annotation, biological process: monoatomic cation transmembrane transport. Gene Ontology annotation, molecular function: protein-containing complex binding; intracellularly cAMP-activated cation channel activity; intracellularly cGMP-activated cation channel activity.
CGAUCCUGUGAAUCUACCUGACACAGACGAGGAGCUGAGCUUGAGGAUCAAACUGAUCUGGAUCUGUGGAUUUAAGGUUUCAAGACCUUCAUCAGUAUGACAGGUCCAGGGCAGGACACCCACAGGCUGUCUGUGAAGACGUGGGCGGAGGACGAGAGCGACCGAGCUGACAGCACACCGAGCAGAGCACAGUCUGUGUGUGAUGACACUUCAUCAGAGCUGCAGAGAAUGGCGGCCAUCGACAGAAGAGAUGUUAACUCCCAGAAUUCUCUUCGAGGGCGCGGCGCUCUGUCCAGGAUAGUCAACAUGGUGAUGACUCUCAGAGAGUGGGCACAAAAGAGUUUGACCGAGGAGACGGAGCGGCCCGAUUCCUUCCUGGAGCGUUUCAGAGGCCCGCCUGACCAACAGGCCCCGCCCAGCAGGUUCAGCCACACCGGCUCUGAUGCAGAGAACGAAAUCAGGCGCUCCAGACACAAGAAGAAGAAGUUCAGUGUUGUGGUCUUGUCCCCGUCUGAUGAUGCAUACUACCACUGGCUGCUGGUGAUUGGAGCUGCUGCGUUUUAUAACUGGACCCUUCUGGUGGUCAGGGCCUGUUUCGAUGAGCUCCAGAUGGUAAAUGUGCUGGUGUGGAUGGUCCUGGACUACCUCUGUGAUGGAGUCUACAUUCUGGAUAUAGCCGUUCGUCUCCACACAGGUUUCUUGGACCAAGGCUUGAUGGUGAAAGAUGUGCGACGCCUCCGAGAAACCUACAUCCGAACCUUACGGUGUAAACUCGACAUCUGCUCCAUCCUUCCCACGGACCUCCUGUACCUGAGCGUGGGAAUCAGCUACACCCCUCUCCUUCGAUUCAACAGGCUGCUGCGCCUGCCCCGCCUGUUUGAGCUGUUUGAACGCACCGAGACACGAACCGGCUACCCCAAUGCUUUCCGGAUCUGUAAACUGGUUCUGUACAUCCUGGUGAUCAUCCACUGGAACGCCUGUGUGUACUACAGCUUUUCCAAGGCCCUCGGACUGGGGUCAGACUCCUGGGUGUACCCCAAUGCAUCAGAUCCUGAGUUUGGCUCCCUGUCGAGAAGUUACAUCUACUGUCUGUACUGGUCCACCCUCACACUGACCACGAUCGGAGAGACGCCUCCUCCUGUGAGAGAUGAGGAGUACUUGUUCCUGAUUUUUGACUUUCUGGUUGGUGUUCUGAUUUUCGCCUCCAUCGUGGGAAACGUCGGGUCUAUGAUCUCCAAUAUGAACGCCACCAGAGCCGCCUUUCAAAGCCGUGUCGAUACGCUGAAACACUACAUGCACUUCAGACACGUGAGCAAGGGGCUGGAGCAGCGCGUCAUCCGCUGGUUUGACUACCUCUGGACCAAUCAGAAGACGAUCGAUGAGCAGGAAGUGCUGAGGAGUCUGCCAAACAAACUGAGAGCAGAGAUCGCGAUAAAUGUUCACCUGGAUACUCUGAAGAAGGUGCGUAUCUUUCAAGACUGUGAGUCCGGCCUUCUUGUUGAGCUGGUAUUGAAACUCCGACCUCAGGUCUUCAGUCCUGGAGAUUACAUCUGUAGAAAGGGGGACGUGGGUAAGGAGAUGUACAUAAUCAAAGAUGGCCAGCUGGCAGUAGUGGGGGAGGACGGAGUCACCCAGUUCGCUGUUCUCACCUCCGGAAGCUGCUUCGGAGAAAUCAGCAUCCUGAACAUCAGUGGCAGCAAGAUGGGGAACAGACGCACGGCAAACAUCCGCAGCCUGGGAUACUCAGACCUGUUCUGCCUUUCCAAACAAGACCUGAUGGACGCGCUGCAGGAGUACCCUCACGCCAGGGCCCAGCUGGAACAGAGGGGGCGGGACAUCCUGCAGAAGGAGGGGCUUCUGGAGGAGAUAAACGUGUCUGCAGGGGAGGAGGUGGAGGAGAAGGUGGAGAGGCUGGAGACCAGUCUGGACCGGCUGCAGACGUGUCUGGCCCGUCUGCAGAGCGAGUUUAACUCCUCACAGCUCCGUCUGAAGCGGCGACUCACAACUCUGGAACAAAACACCACGACUGUGGUGACGGGCAGUGGCUUCCUGUCUGAUGCUGACGGCAACGACAGUGUUUGUGGGGGUGAUGGUGCUCGCAGUGAAAUCAACAUCCGGCUCUGAGUAACAGACUCUAAUUCUGAAGCACAGGAUGGAGACACAAACAGUCACCAUGUUUCUUUAGCUCUUCAUGAAAUCACAUAUAAGAAGUGUAAAUCAAAGUUUCUUCAUGUUAUUGGAACUGUUUGCUUCUAACAGAAAAACAGACUUGGUUCUUUGUUUUAUGAUUCUGGUUUUGGGCCACAAAAACUUUUUUAAAUGCUGGUGAUUUUGGUUCAUUAAAAUAUUUGUACCUUCACUUUAAAGGUCUAAAUUUUCUACAGCAAAGUCUCCCCAGAUGUAUUUUUCUCAUCACAUAGUACAUUUUGUGUUUAGAGGAACAGAUCAUUAUUGGAAAGACACCAGCUCUCAGUCUGAAUGAUUCAUUCAUCUUUACUCUGGCUCGCUGUAUGUUUUAGGAUUGAUAAUAAGAUUGUACUUAUUACUUUUAAAGCUCUUGUUGGACUUUCUCAAAGCUGCACAUCAGACAUUUUAAUACCGUACGAGCCGAAGCUUACAUUAAGAUCCUCGGGAAGGCGUUUACUGUGUGUUCAAAUGCCAAAAUGAAAACAAAAGGGGACAGGGGCGUUUGCAGUGAGGGGUCUCGGGAAUGAUCUGCCCGAGGAGAUCAGGUCUUCUGAGUCAGGGAUGUCUUUGAAAUCCUUUCUUAAAACAUACUUUUAUCACACAGCCUUUCAUGA